This is a messenger RNA of Syngnathus acus (greater pipefish), 5005 nucleotides long. Its product is annotated as testis-expressed protein 2-like. The transcript has 13 exons. Bases 251 to 3445 code for a protein of 1064 amino acids. Gene Ontology annotation, molecular function: lipid binding. The record is from RefSeq and is a predicted model, not a curated record. Gene Ontology annotation, cellular component: endoplasmic reticulum. Lineage: Eukaryota; Metazoa; Chordata; Actinopteri; Syngnathiformes; Syngnathidae.
GAAUUGAGUCAGUUGUCAACAGGCUAAGCAAGACGGUGAACAGUUGGGCAGCUGAUGGCAUUUGCACGAAUUGUGGUACGGAACAAUUUUGGAAUCUGUCACGUUUUGUUGGACAUUUGAAUCAACUUGGUCACCCGCGAAGUCGCCUGAAUAUCAUGAACAUUUGAAACUUGACUCUGCGCUGGGCAGAUGUACGUCCCCUGCUGGAUUGAAUGGCACUGAGAAUACAAGAUUAAGUGGGAGUACUGCGAUGACUAGCCGGCACCCUAGCCAUGCAGAAAGCACUCACUCCACAGACAAACAACCACCUGCUUUGGCCUCUAAGCUCCAUGUCCAUCGAUCGGACUCAAAUGAGACGCUUACAAUCCACUUCUCAGCUCUUGGGAAGGAGGAAGAGGAGGAGGAGGAAGAGCUGUAUACAACAUCGGUCUCUUCCACAUCUACCACUCAGGAUGCAUUAAAUAUUGUGACAGGAGUUGAGGCUAGUGAGGAGAUGUUUGAAGCACAGCAAUCAGAGCCUUUAGUUGAUGUGGCUCCCACAUCCCACUCUAUCAGACCUUCACCACUUUCCACUUCUCACACAACUUCAUUGACGAAUCUCGCUGAGCAAAAAGGCACAAGUUCGAAUUCGUCGCCCACUAAAUCUUUGAGCUUUCCCUCAGCUGAUAAGUCUUUACUAAGUUUAGUGAAACCUUUUUCCUCUGACAUUGAGUCUAAAGAUGGAGUUUCUUCUAUUCCAGCUUCCUCAACAAGGCACAGGCAUCUCAUGAAAUCUCUGGUUAAGUCUUUAUCGUCGGACACUUCUCAGGACUCGUCAACCUAUCGCCUUUCAGAGUCCCGCCUUAAUCUGCAACUCUUCAAACAAUUCACUCAGUCCAGGAUGCAGAAUGCUACGACAUCAGCAGCUAGUGAUUCAAAAACAGUCCCUUCUUCACCACAAGUUUCACCAGACAAUCGCAGCUUCUUUAAAGUUUCAGAGGUUGAAGCACGAAUUGAAGACACUAAGCGUCGUUUCUCCGAGGCCAUUUAUGAACCACUUCAACUCCUGAGUAAGAUGAUGGAUGAAAAGACCAGCAGCAGCAGUCUUAGUCGACCCAAGGCUCUAUCUGCCAGUGCAUCUGAACUCUGCAACCUGAAUUCUGUCAGUGGCCAACUUGAGAGCAACAAUAAUGACUGCAUCAAAGAGGAAGAAGGCAGUGUAUUGGAGGGAGAAAUUCCAAACAGUGGAACCUCUGAUCCAGCCUCUGUUGCACCUUUUGACAUUAAGAGCCCAAACAAAUCAUCCUCAUUCCCGAUAUCUUUGGACAAGUGUUCCAUGUCUGCUCUUGCGAAACAAGAGGAUGAAGACUUUUGUAUUUUGUACAGCGAUGACUUUGAAUCUUGUACUACUGACACUGAUGCUGAUGUUGGUACUGGAACUGGUAGGCAGCCUCAAGAGCCAUUAAGCGGUACUACUGAACCUUGCAGCGAGAAUGAAUCUGAAGAUACUGAGCCCUCCCCUAGUGUUCCUCACUAUAUCCUUUUCAUCCUUACUCUUCUGGUCUAUGGGUGUUUUACAUUGCCUUUGCCAGACCACGUCAGAGGGAUGCUGCUUGGAGUGGCAUUAGGAUUCUUUGUAGCCUUAGGAGUUGUGUGGCUGACUGGACCAAAACCUGAGAGACCAUUCAGAUAUUCUACAAAAUAUGGGAAAUCUUGGAAUCUGACACAAUUAGAUAUUAAAGAACCAGAAAUCUUCAAGGGCUGGAUGAAUGAAAUUACAAACUACGACCCAGAAACCUACCAUGCCACAUUGACACACUCUGUGUUUGUCCGCUUGGAGGGCUCCGUCAUCCGUCUGUCCAAACCAAACCACAAUAUUGCUCGACGUGCCAUACACAAUGAACCAAAACCAGAUGUGACCUACAUCAGUCAGAAGAUCUAUGAUCUAACAAACAGCAAAGUCCAUCUCGUGCCUCAGAGCCUAGCCAGGAAACGCAUAUGGAACAAAAAAUAUCCCAUCUGCAUUGAACUUGGCAAACAGGAUGAUUUCAUAUCUAAAGUGGAAGGUGACCCCAGUGAGAACAGAGAAGGGACAGGAGGAACGCAAGAGCCGACCCGGCCAAUGUCUUCCAGUCGAGAUCUGACUCUGUAUCUGUUUGGAAGGACUGGGAGGGAGAAGGAGGAGUGGUUCCAGAGAUUUAUGUCCGCUUCUAUGCUUAAGGUGGAUUUGAAGAAAGUUGCAAGUCCUGCAAGCUCCAAAAGUGCUCUGAGCUCUCACAGUCGUAGUAGUAGUCGCAGCAGUAUGGAUGAUGUCUUGGCAUCACAGCCCAAGACAAAAGAUUCCCCAACAGUAGGCAGUGCCAAAACCCACUUGUUGGACUACAAUGUCUACAUGGCUUCAUUAUUGACAAAACCAGUUGCACUCGGAUCCUCAACUCCCAGCGCUGAACUCAUCUGUCCCCAGAGCAGCCCUGGAGCUGAAAAGAAGCUUCAAAGCCCCACCUUAACGCAGGAACAGCUCAAGGAGGAGGCGGAGGAUCCCGUUGCCUGGGUGAAUGCAGCUGUUGGUCGACUCUUCUGGGAUUUUUUGCGGGAGCCUUACUGGGCUGAAGUUGUCUCCAAGAAGAUUCAAAUGAAACUCACCAAGAUACGGUUGCCAUACUUCAUGAAUGAGCUAACCCUGACAGAACUAGACAUGGGUGUGGCUACACCGAGGAUCCUUGGAGCAUCCAAUCCUUUAAUUGACUACAAAGGUCUGUGGUUUGACUUGGACAUUUCCUACAGUGGGUCCUUCCUGAUGACCCUUGAGACUAAGAUGAACCUGAUUCGCCUGGGCAAGGAAGGAGAAAGCCUCCGUUUCGGGGAAGAUGGGUCCAGACCCCGAACAUACUGCCUGGCUGACAGUGACGAAGAGUCUUCCAGUGCAGGCUCAUCAGAUGAAGAAGAUGCCACUGAGCAAUCAAAUGAAGUUCCUGGAGCAGAAGGCUAUACUUUUGUUGGAGGCCACAAACCCAGCAAAAUCAUGCGCUUUGUUGACAAGAUCACAAAGUCCAAAUACUUCCAGAAAGCCACGGAGACAGAGUUCAUCAAAAAGAAGAUGGAAGAGGUAUCCAACACGCCUCUCCUCUUAACAGUGGAGUUGCAGAAACUCCAAGGAACUCUUGCUGUCAACAUACCUCCCCCGCCCACUGACAGGAUUUGGUAUGGCUUUAGAAAGCCACCCCACUUGGAACUGAAGGCACGACCAAAACUGGGAGAAAGAGAAGUCACUCUGGCUCAUGUUACUGACUGGAUUGAGAAAAAACUGGAGCAGGAGCUGCAGAAAAUCUUUGUAAUGCCAAACAUGGAUGAUGUGUGGCUGACUAUCAUGCACUCAGCUAUGGACCAACGAACUGCUGCUGGACCUUCGGCUUGGUCUGCAGUGUACCAAGAGCCGUCUCACCCGGAGAGGGACAGCACCAGCUAGCUGCAAAAAAAUGCCUGUUUACAAUCCAGUAUUCCCCCCACUCCCACACCCCAAAAGAUAAAAUACAGAUGACUCAAAAUGGAAGUUGGGGCCAAAAUCGAUGGAAGAGAAAUUACUGACAAAAAUACAACCUCCGUGUGUUAUCUUAUCACCCAACAAAAUAUAAACGAUCAAGAUUGAUACACAAAUACUGUCACUAAUGAGAAUGUAUAUGCUGCUCAAUUUUUUAGCAUUUGUCAUGUCUUUGAAGGAUUUUCAUGGAAGAAGGAAUGUAUUGGUAGAGAAAAGGCUUAAUUUGAGCUCUUAGGGUGCAAUGUAUGACCUUGUUGCUCUACAAAUAUAGAAGCAUUCACCAGAUGUCUUAAGGCCUGCAAAUAACGGGACUAUUGAGGCCACGGAAAGCGAGCAGGUAAUGUCGGAUGUUGAGGGUUAACUUUAAUGUAAGCAAGUAAAAGCUCAGAUUGGUGUUGAUCAGGUGUUAAAUAACAGUAUUCAUUUGUGCUGUGACUACAACCUGGAUGCCACUUAUGCCGAUGUCCUUUAUCCAUCAUGUCUGUAUGGAAAUAAUGCUCAAAGGCAGAUUUGAAUUUACUGUGUACAUUCCAUAUACAAGUGAACACAAGUGCAAUGAUAUAAAUGCUGCGUUGACUAAUGAAUGGUGUGGAAGACGUAUGAAGGUCUACUGACGACUUUAACAGAUCUUUUGAAUGUAUGUGUGGAUGGUUUUGUCUUUGUUCUUUUUUUGGGAUUGAGGUAUGCAAGUGUCUGUGCGAAGAAGUUUUCCUUUUGACAUCUUGUGGUAAAAAGUAUACAAUAUAUUUCAGUGAUUAUGCAGCGUAAUUAUCUUUACAUUUAUAUUUAACAAACUUGUCAGCGUUGGAAGUAAAUUGAGUAAGUAAGAAGUAAGUUUAAACAACUUGAACAUAAAAGGCUAUGCUUGCAGAGAGCUACUCACCAUUUGUAAACGUGUCAUUUAAGUUUGACUACUUGAUAACACGAUGGUACUUAAUAGAAAAACCUCACUUGCCAAGUAAAGGCUUAUAGGCAACCUUUAUGGAAAAUAAAAUAAAAUAGAUAUCUCAUACAAUGAUCACCAAAGUCCUCCCAUUGGGGAUGAAGUGCCAGUCCUCUCUGCUAAAAGGUACACACGCGUCUAUUGCAAUGUAUUGCUAGUUAAACUUGCUACAACAUAUUUAUAAUUGUUUACAGGAUUUUGGUUUCUUCAUUUUAAGCAUACUAAUGAGCUGAUAUUGUUUAUCUGUAUGCCGCAGUAGCUUUUUGGAAAGUGUUUUUACAUGAGGUGGCAUGUGGCUUCUGUUUUUGUCUACUUUGGAAUUGAUAGAAUCACUGUUUUGGGGGUAUAUGAAGAUCACAGCUAUUUGUAUCUCAUUGUGCAAUUUUUAAGGCCAAAUUCAGUGAUUGUGUAUCUGCCUUAUUUAUAAAGCAUAAAUAAAUCUCAAUUGAUAAAAUCUUUUUUAUUGGACCAAGUCUAUUGUUUUUGUCCUUUGACGUUAAGGGUUUGAAUGUAAAUGUGAGGUUUCAAUAAACCGUAACAAUAGA